Messenger RNA from Tarenaya hassleriana, 1080 nucleotides. RefSeq names its product zinc finger protein 1. Lineage: Eukaryota; Viridiplantae; Streptophyta; Magnoliopsida; Brassicales; Cleomaceae. The transcript has a single exon. The coding region runs from base 147 to 848 and encodes 233 amino acids. The record is from RefSeq and is a predicted model, not a curated record. Gene Ontology annotation, biological process: negative regulation of abscisic acid-activated signaling pathway.
GAUCACUCCACAUCGACAUCUUUAGACUUGUUUGCAUCAAUUCACAUCUCACUUCCCUAGUUUCCCCCAUAUCCACUCCCACAUCUAUAUAUACACACACACAUAGAGAUAAAGAGUCCCAAAAGCUCUCUUCACAUAACCACCAGAUGGAAACGAUCGGGAAACAAGAUCAAGAUUCGGGUCAUCGCGAUCUUGAACUCGGUCUCACCCUUUUGUCCAAAGAUCCAGCUCGAGGGCCGGGCUCUUUGAAACUCGGUCCGGUCGGUUCUUCUUUAGGGUUGAUCGAGACCUCAGGGCUUCGCCAGUCGAAGACGGAAGAACGAGGCGGUGGGAAUGAUCCGAACGAGAGUGAUCCGAGGGUGUUUUCUUGCAAUUACUGCCAGAGAAAGUUCUACAGCUCUCAAGCACUCGGCGGCCACCAAAACGCUCAUAAACGCGAACGCACGCUCGCCAAACGCGGACACUACAAGAUGGGUCUCUCCUUUUCUUCUUCUUCUUCUUCUCCCUCUUCCUCCGCGUUUGCGUUUGGCCACGCGGCGACCAGAUUCGCGAGCAUGGCCUCACUGCCUUUGCAUCGGUCAACGAACAGGUCAACGCUAGGGAUUCAAGCUCAUUCGACCAUUCACAAGCCGUUCUUCGGACAAACUGCCAAUUACACGGCGAGUUUCUGUCAUGUAUUCAGACAAAACAUUCACCAGAAACCGACGGUCGGAAUGAUCUCGCCGGAGAAAAUUCACGCCGGAGGAGGUACUAGUAGCAUUGCUACGAAGAUUGAGAAUGGUGGACAUUUCAAGAGCAUGCAUGAAGAUCAUCAGUUCAAUAACAUCGACUUGACUCUUAAGCUAUGAUCUUUUUUUUUUAUUCUUCUUUCCACUCUUGUUACAUUUUUUUUUAUAAUCUCGUAGCAGAUUAAAAAAAUCACCCGAUUUUUUUCCUUGGUCUCUUUCUGUUUGGUGAUCGAUUACAUGAUAUGAUUAGAGCUUCACUAAUAGCAGAGUGUAUAUAUAUUUCAAGAUUCAGUCGUGUAAUUCAAGAUCCGAGGGUUUGAUGUAAAUAUACCAAAUAAUUUCAAGUUAUUUC